GUGCAAUGCUUGAUUUGUCACGUGCCUCAAUCAACGGCGUCUAAACGCGGUUCCUACUAUACUACUGUAUGGACUGCAAAUACCUUUUCGGCGUUCCACCUGCGGGCUGUCCUGGAGCUACCUGCAAGUGUAAUUCAGCAGGAUAUGGAGGCCCAUGUCCUCAUUGUCAACGUCGGUAACUGUCCUUCAUUGAAACUCAGUUUGCGUGAGCACUUCCCGCGCAAUGUUCAGACAAGCUUCGAUAAACGCCGUGAAGUAAUGCAUUGCAAGCAUGACCCUUCCAUUGCCUCGUUUUCUCUCCCUCCUCGAUCCCUCUCCCAUGGAUGACGACGCUCGACUCUCCAGACUCAACAAGCUGUUCAUCAGCAUUUUGCACGGAACGCCGUUGACUCGGCACAAUACCUCACGUUUCCUCGAGGCGCUUAGAUGCCAGGCCGAUCCUGUUAGCUGUGUCAACCGAAUCAUUUCCAAUUCUGCGGGCCUCAGUGCCAUUCAAGCCGCAAUGCGCUCUGAUCUUUCCGAUGUCGCUCUGAACGGCCAGGCUGCUGAUACCAUCGCCUACUUCCAAGCCCCCGAUCUCGGAGACAUCAACGGGGGCGCCUAUCUCAAUCAAAUCCUCCGAGCCGUCGUCGGUGACCCACCAAUCUUCUGGGACGCACUGGUCGCGGUCUUCAAGACAGAAAAGCUGUCUCGCGGCCUUCCGUCCUUUGCCUGGCUUUUGUAUCAGCUCUGCCGUCUUCCAGACGACGAUGCAGACCCAUAUCUAGAGCUGGCGCGUGCGCCCGAGGUGACGAAGGCGCUUAUCGAGGCAGCAGACCAAGGGACUCGGUCGCUGGGAUACAAGAUCCAACACCUCGCAGAGUCAUCGCGGAUCAGUGCAGCAGCUCAAGAUGACAUUGCACCGGGAGGAAGACACGACAACGAUUGUGUCGAUUAUCGCAAGAUUGCAAUCCUGCCUACAGCGGACGAGCUUGCAUGCACAGAACCGCCUUUUCUCCGACCUACUGAUCCAUCUGAGGUGUUCUCGACGCCCGAGGAAGCCGUGCCACCCUGUUUGGACGGCCAGUUUAGGCUAUUACGGGAAGACAUGCUAUACGAGAUGAGAGAAGAGCUGCAGAUUGCAUUUGGGCAUAAGAAAGGACGUCACCGUGGACUGGUUAUCGAGGGUUUUAAGGUGCUGGACGAUAUAUUCACUGGGGCCGACGAUCGUUCUCCGCACUGGGGCAUUCAAAUGGAGUGCACCAGUCCUUUGUGGUUUCUCAAAAAGGUGUCAAACAAAAAGAAGUUUUUCGUUGACAAUCGGCAAUACUUCAAGCACCAGUCCUACACCUGCCUCAUUGUCGACAAUGAACUGGUAGCAUUCCCCAUGAUCCAUCGCGACGAAGAUCUCCUCUCCGCUGCCAAGAACCCUGUCAUUGUCCUCCAGUUCGAAGGAGAGACGAGCAUGGCAAGAGCCCUCUUGCGUAUCAAAAAGCAGAAAUUUCCGUCGAUCAAGUUGAUACAGAUUGAUACGGCCAUCUUUGCGUACGAGCCUGUUCUCAAGGCCCUGCAGCGAAUGCGGACUAUCCCACUUGCAAAGGAACUAUUGUGUUGGACGCGGGACGUGGCUAUCGAGAUGUUGCCCGACUCUGCCAACGGAGUAGUCAGAGCGGUGAAAGCAGAUCCACGCCAGAAUCUCGGCACUUUGCUUCGAACGACAAAGCCCAUCAUCCUAGACGAGUCUCAGGCAGCGUCGCUGCUUUCUGGCCUGACUCAGCCUGUUUCUCUGAUACAAGGACCGCCUGGGACGGGCAAAUCAUUUAUCGGCGCUCUCCUGGCGCGCAUCUUGCAUGAUGCUCAACAGAAGAUUCUCGUCGUGUGCUAUACCAACCAUGCUCUGGACCAGUUUCUCGAAGAUAUCCUCGACAUCGGCGUUCCGCAAGGCAGUAUCGUCCGGCUCGGAGGUAAAUCGACACCACGAACAGAGCCUUUGAGUUUGUCGAAACAAACUGGUGGAUCGCGACUAAGUCGGCUCGAUUGGCAAGAGAUCACGUCCCUCAAGUCAGACCGCCGAGAUUAUGAGCUGGCGUUGGACCGGAAGUGGAAACAGCUGCAAAAGGGCAUCGACAUCCUGACUCAUAUCGAGUUCGAGGACGAAGACUUCUACGAGGCGCUCUCGGUUCCUGAGGAUUCUGAUGGAAUGAGCCUGGUGGGCCAGGGUGGAAAACAACUCAAGCGCUGGUACCUGCUGAAUCGUUGGAAUGAAGGGAAGGAUGCUGGGAUGUUCAAAUCUCAUCCCCAGAUCGUCGAGGCUGCGGCGAUAUGGCACAUGCCACCCGCAGCGCGAAAUGCCAAGAUGUCCGAAUGGACUGAGGCGUGCCGAAAAGCCCGGGUCGAGGAAGUCGCAAAAGCGGGAAAGCAUUUCAACCGAUGCCAGAGCGAGCUGGAUCGGCUUUUCGGGCAGAAACAAGUGUCCAUUCUCCGCUCCAAGCGCAUCAUCGGCUGCACGACCAACGCCGCAGCUAAAUAUACCGCCGAUAUCCAGGCUUCCUCUAUACACACGGUCAUCGUCGAAGAAGCGGGCGAGAUCUUGGAGAGCCAUGUUCUUACCGCUUUGACCCAGCAGACGAAACAGCUGAUCCUGAUUGGGGACCACAAACAACUGCGACCGAAGGUGAACAACUAUCAGUUGACAGUUGAAAAGGGAGAAGGAUUUGAUUUGAAUCGCUCGUUGUUUGAGCGUCUCGUUCUCAAAGGCUAUCCUCACCAAACACUCUCCAAGCAGCACCGGAUGAGACCCGAAAUCUCAGCGCUUGUGCGCUGUCUCACAUAUCCGGAUCUAGUCGAUGCUCCGGGAACCCUCAACCGGCCGAACGUCCGUGGUGUGCGGGACAACCUAGUCUUCAUCGACCACGACAAACCCGAAGACGAUGACGCGAAAGUGCAGAACGCUCACGAAGGCGCCAAGUCGUCGAAGCGAAACAGCCACGAGGCGAAGAUGGUGCUCAAGAUCAUCAAGUAUCUCGGCCAACAGGGCUACGGGACGGACAAACUCGUUGUGCUCACACCGUAUCUCGGGCAACUGAAGGAAUUGAUGUCUGUUCUGAGCGAGGAAAACGAUCCCGUCUUGAACGAUCUGGACACGUACGAUCUCGUCAGUGCGGGACUGUCCUCUGAAGCAUCGGCCAAGAUCUCACGCCGGAAACUGCGGCUGGCGACGAUUGAUAACUAUCAGGGCGAGGAAAGUGACAUCGUUGUCUCAUCGCUGACCAGAAGCAAUUCCUCGCACGACAUCGGGUUCAUGUUCUCGCCGGAACGCCUGAACGUGCUGCUCUCUCGGCCGCGCAACGCAUUCAUCAUGAUCGGCAACUCUGACACGUUCCUGCAUUCUAGGAAGGGCAAAGACCUGUGGGGCCGAUUCUUCGGCAUGAUGAAAGAGGGAGGACACAUCUACGACGGAUUGCCGGUCAAGUGCGAGAGGCACCCGGACCGGGUGCAAGUGCUGCGCUCACCAGUAGACUUCGAUAACGAAUGCCCUGACGGAGGGUGCAAGGAACCCUGCGGGACGAUGCUCAACUGCGGCCAACACACAUGCCCGUCCAAGUGCCACCAGCUGGCCGACCAUUCCAAGAUGGAGUGCAAGGCGAUUCUGAACGACAAAUGCGCGAAAAGUCACCCCCUGUCCUGGAAAUGUUUCCAAAAAAGACCGAUCACGUGUGUGAAGUGCGAUCGCGAGGCGAAGCUGGCGGAGGAGAGGCAAAAGCGCGACUUUGAGCUGCAGCGCAAGCGCGAUGAAGAGCAAGCGCGAUAUGUGCAGGAGCUGGCUGAAAUUGACGCACAGAUGGCGAUUAAGAAGCAGGAGAUGCAGGAUGCCCGCGCGGCGGAAGAACGUGCCCGGGUCAUCGCCCAGAAGAAGAAGGAUCUCGAGGGCUUCAAGGCAAGCACAGCUACCGUGAUAUCGACGACGCCGCCACCAGCUGCUAGUCAUGUACAGACGACGAGCCCGACGGCCCCAUUAUCACCACGUGCCCCAGUUAUCACGCUACAGCCGAGUGCUGAUUCUGCUGGAGAAACCAAGACCACAUCACAUAAAGUCGAGAUCCCAGUCUCUGACGCUAAUCUCGAAUGGCAGCGUCAGAAAGAUUUCGAGGGUGCUCGUAACGACAGCAUUGAUUCCAUCAUGGAGAUGAUCGGUCUGGAGGACGUGAAAUCGACAGUACUCGACAUCAAGGCCAAAAUCGACACCUCAGUCCGCCAGAACAUCUCGCUCCGCACCGAGAGGUUCAACACAACUCUUCUCGGCAAUCCUGGCACAGGAAAGACGACAGUCGCGAGGCACUAUGCAAAGUUUCUGGCUUCCGUGGGUGUGAUACCCGGCACCGAGUUCGUCGAAACAACUGGAUCUCGGCUGUCCAAUGAGGGAGUGCCUGGGACGAAGAAGAUCCUGGAGGAUGUCCUGAAUGCCGGCGGGGGGACCAUCUUUGUGGACGAGGCGUACCAGUUGACUGGGCUCAAGAGCUACCAGGGGCCCCAGGUCCUGGACUUCUUGCUCGCGGAGAUGGAAAACAACGUGGGAAAGCUCGUCUUCAUCUUCGCCGGCUACGAAAAGGAGAUGGAAACCUUCUUCGAGCACAAUCCCGGGCUGACCAGCCGAGUUCCUUUCCAACUCAAAUUUGCCGACUACACUGACUCGGAGCUGCUUGGCAUGCUUACUCAGCUUGUGAAGAAGAACUACGGCGGCAAAAUGAUGUUUGAAGGCGGGAUGGGUGGCUUGUACAGCAGAAUCGCUGUUCGUCGCUUGGGCCGAGGUCGCGGCAGACCUGGAUUUGGAAACGCGCGCGCCGUCGAGAACGUUCUGCAGACCAUCACUCGGCGCCAAGCCAGUCGAAUCGCUCUGCAGCGAAAACAAGGGAGCCUGCCGGACGACUUCCUCCUCACUGCCGCGGACCUCAUCGGUCCGGAUCCCUCGAAAGCGAUGAAGGAAUCCGACGCGUGGGUGAAGCUGCAGAAGCUGACCGGCUUGGACGCUGUCAAGGAUUCCGUGCGCAGCCUGCUGCAGAUGAUCGAGACCAACUACCUGCGGGAGCUGGAGGAGAAGGAACCGCUGCAGAUGUCGCUGAAUCAGGUCUUUUUUGGCUCACCCGGCACGGGGAAGACGACUGUGGCAGGGCUGUACGGACAGAUUCUUGCCGAUCUCGGAUUGUUGAGCAAGGCAGAAGUCGUCGUCAAGAACCCCAGCGACUUUGUGGGCGAUGUCCUCGGCGCGUCCGAGAGCAAGACCAAGGCGAUAUUGGCAGCGACUGUAGGAAAGGUGCUGGUGAUUGACGAGGCGUACAUGCUCUAUGGAGCGAAUGGCGGUGGCGGCGUCGGCAACCAAAACGACCCAUUCAAGACAGCAGUCAUCGACACAAUCGUGGCCGAAGUGCAGAAUGUCCCGGGCGAUGACCGAUGUGUCUUGAUGCUGGGGUACGAGAAAGAAAUGAUGGCUAUGUUCCAGAACGUCAAUCCUGGUCUAACGCGGCGAUUCAACGUCGAAUCCCCGUUUGUGUUCCACGACUUCACGGACCCUCAGCUUUUGGAAAUCCUCAAUUCCAAACUCGCACAGCAACAUCUGGGCGCAACGGAAGAAGCAAAGCAGGUCGCAAUAGCUGUCGUUGCCCGGGAACGCAUCCGUCCCAACUUCGGGAACGCCGGCGCAGUCACAAACCUGCUCACACAGGCUAAACGGCGUUGCCAGUCUCGUCGGACGAGUGCCACCAAUAUCGUGUUUCAACCACGUGACUUUGACCCUGACUUUGACCGUCACACGCACGCUGCCUCGAACCUGGCCAAACUCUUCGAGGAGAUCGUUGGAUGCGAGGAGAUCGUUUCGAAACUGUCGCGCCUGCAGACGAUUGCCGAGAACGGCCGGCGAUACGGCAAGGACGCACGUGACAUUAUACCCACCGCAUGGGUCUUCAAAGGGCCCCCUGGCACGGGCAAGACCACUAUCGCGCGAAAACUGGGGCAGAUAUACUUUGACAUGGGCAUUCUUUCGUCAAACCAGGUCGAGGAGUGUUCCGCGUCUGAUCUGGUCGGCCAGUACGUGGGUCAGACGGGACCCAAGACCGCCAAACUCUUUGAAAAGGCUCUCGGCAAAGUCCUUUUCAUCGACGAGGCUUACCGCCUGUGCGACGGUGCUUUUGGCAAGGAGGCUGUGAACGAGAUCGUGGCGCUUCUGACCGACCCUCGGUUCCAGUCCAAGCUGGUCAUUGUCCUUGCUGGAUACGACGAUGACAUUAAUGGCUUAUUGGCAAUGAACCCCGGGCUGUCGAGUCGCUUCAAGGAUGAAAUGGCAUUCAGGAACAUGUCUCCGGAGCACUGUCUCGACGUCUUCCGAAAGACCUUGGGCAGGGAGAAAGUCGAACUCUCUGGCGAGGCCGACCACGAGAUAUUAGUCCUGAUCGGCAAGAUGACACAGUUCUCAUCGUGGGGCAACGCUCGGGACAUGAAAUCUCUCGCAAAAGACGCAUACGGCGCAGCUCUCAUGGAAUCCAUCGGAGACAAACUCUGUCUGAGCUCCAGCACUGCGCUAAAACUCAUGCAAGCCCACCUGGACAGUCUCCGCCGCAGAAAUGCUGUUGCCGCGGAAACACCUCUGCGAUCAGACUUACCAGUUGCGUUACCCACUCCAAUUGCGCCAAUACGGACUACUGUUGCCACCCGCGACGCUCUCCCAGAAGCAGCACCAGAUAUGGCAGACACUCGGGCGGACGGGCGGGAUCCCGGCGUGUCGAACGCUGUCUGGGAACAAUUGGAAUCCGACAAGAAGGCAGCUGAAUCCGAGCGCCGGAAGCAUGAGAAGGCGAUCAAAGAGGCGGAGCGACUCGAGCGAGAAGCCGAGGCUUUGCAGCUAGAGCUUGAGGCGCAAAAGCAGCGCGAACGGGCGCAGGCCGAACUCGACGAGCUCAAACGCAUUCUAGAGGAAGCACGGCUGCGGGAGUUGCAUGCCCGAGAAGAAAGAGAGAGACGCGACCGUGAGCUGCGCAAGGAAAUCAAAGCACAGGCUGCGUUGCGAAGGAUGGGCGUCUGUGUCGCUGGAUUUCAAUGGAUAAAACAAGCCGGUGGAUAUAGAUGUGCUGGAGGGGCACAUUUCGUGAGUGACGCGCAGAUAGAGGGUGCUUUGAACUAGUGCUGUGUAGCAAGUAAUAUGUAGUGUGAAGUUUGAACUGUUCAAGCGUCGCACUGUCAUAGCAAGCAUGUGACAUUCGAGGACAUCACGUGAAAGUCACUGGCGUCCUCCGAGUCGCUACCACACCGCAAGCCCAAGGGUCUACAAUCCGGGAACACCUAUGGCACCAGGCCGGACCGUCCAUUCCAUCAAAAUUCGCGUUCCUCGUCAUAAUGCCCAGAAGAUUGGAUCCAAGCUGAGCGCUCAGGUCGAAGCCCAGGCUCGUCUCGACAACAUCCGCACGGAUACAUACCAACCCAACUCUGAAUCGUCCACCGCGCUAAACUUGGCUAUUGAAAGCGCCUCGGAAUGGAACUCGAUGUUGAUGACAGCCAGGGCUGAACGAGGGCCGCAAUGGGAUGUUGGGACUCAGUUAUUCCACGUGGACGAGUAUUCGGAGCUGUAUUACGACUCCACGCCGCUCUUCACUGCCGUGAAGAAACAAAACGAGCAAGAGACUGCCGAGGAGCAGAAACAGCACCAGCAGCAGGCACAGCAGCACCAGCAGGCACAACAAGCACAUCGCGAACGGGAGCGAGAACGGGACCGUGAGCGGGAACUGCAUCUACAGACCGUCCAGCAGCAGCAGAUCGCCAUGUCCGAUCACCCGCAGACACCCCAGCGCCCGUACGGACCGGCGGGUGGCGCGCAGUACCCCGGCCCUGCUCCCGGCGGCUACCCUGGCUCCCCGGCCAUGGGCCCCAGCAUGGGCAACAUGCGGAAUCAGUAUCCCUCGGGCGCGCCGUUCGCGCAAGGGCCGGGCAGCAUGCCGCAGCCUGCGUUCUACAACAGUCCUAUGGGACACGGUCCCGGGGCGCAGUCGCCUGCUAGGAUGAAUAUGCCCGGGAUGGGAAACAUGGACUCGCCGAUGCGGAUGGGCAUGGGCGGGGGUGUGGGCGGAGGGAUGAAUGGUGGAAUGGGCGGUGGGAUGGGCGGCGGGAUGGGUGGCGCAAUGGCUGGUGGGAUGAAUAACGGGAUGGGCGGCGGGAUGGGGAACAACAUGGGCGGUGGAAUGGGGAACAACAUGGGCGGUGGAAUGGGGAAUAGCAUGGGUGGUGGAAUGGGUGGCGCAAUGGCGAAUAACAUGGGUGGCGCAAUGGGUGGAGGAAUGGGCAUGAAUAUGGGGGGCAUGAUGGGAGGCGGCAACGACAUGCUAGGUAUGCAGUCUCCGAUGGGGAUGAGCCGAGGGGGGGGGGUCCAGGUGGCAUGUCUCCGAGUAUGAUGGGUCCUCCCAAUCCAGGUCGGAGACAAGUUCGGGGGAGCGCAUACGACGAGGCUGCGUACAACCCCUCUAUGAGCUGAAUACGCAUCGACGUUCCUCUCAACUUGUAACUUGUACUAAUUUCUCAC
Mycena citricolor is the source of this 8539-nucleotide messenger RNA. NCBI's taxonomy places the organism in Eukaryota, Fungi, Basidiomycota, Agaricomycetes, Agaricales, Mycenaceae. The record is from the annotation of a GenBank genome assembly.